UCCCACUCACAUCCAAUUACUCUCCCAGGACGAAUAAGACAACCCAAAGAUGAAGUGAAUUAGAUGCAUAACGAUGCCUGCUGCCUCCAAUUGGCACAACAUAAGAAUGAAACGGGGCCGCAUCUACCAAUCAAACUAAAACCUAGAAGAGAAGAGAAGGCAAGCUUAGUGCUGUGCGAAUGUACAAUGAAUUUCUCUCCACAUCCAAUAGAAGAAACAUUGAAUUCGCCAGCAAUUUUUUUUUUUUUUUUUAAUUUUAAUUUUAACUUUAACUUGUAAUGUAAUGUUGAAGUAAAGUAAACGAGCUACAAGAAAACUUUUUAGUUGUUUUAGUUUAUUAAUUAAUAAUUCAUAAAAAUUACUUGGUUUUUUUGGUAGAAUCACCAAAUUAUAUGGGAGGGGAGAGAUGAAAGAAAUAUUUGACUUUUGUCAUAAAAACAAAAGAAAUUCUCAGAAAUAGUAAUCGGAUUUAGAAUUGAAGAUAGGAGAUUCUUUUGCUUUGUUUUCUGUGUGUUGAUGCUAACUAUUACUAUUAUUAAUAACAAUAGAACUAGUAAGAUUUAACAACUAGCAGUUGUUGAUACAGAUUUCUACUAUUAUUAAUGCAAUGAAUUAAACAAGUAGGUGGUGGUGGUGGUGGUGGAGGAGGAGCAGCAGAGAUGAGUGUGAGCCAUGCAUCGAUACAUCCGGUGGAAGAUCCGACGACGACGGAUGGCGGAAACAAUAACGCGCCGGGAGUGCGGAUGAAAGACAUACAAGGGAUGCCAGGCACCAAAGGCGGCCUUGCUUUGCGUCUCUCUCAGUUUGUAUUUGCUGUUACGGCUCUUUCUGUCAUGGCCUCCACCAGUGACUUCGCUUCUGUCACUGCAUUUACCUACCUAGUUGCGGCCGCUAGCUUGCAGUGCUUGUGGAGCCUUUGCUUGGCUAUUGUUGAUAUUUAUGCCCUUCUGGUGAUGCGCUCAUUGCAGAAUUACAGGAUUGUCAUCUCUUUUGCUGUUGGUGAUGGGAUAGCUUCCACGUUCACAUUUGCUGCAGCUUGUGCUUCUGCUGGCAUCACAGUCCUUAUCGACAAUGAUCUCGACAGCUGUGAUGAUAACCAUUGUUUGCAGUUCGAAACGGCUACAGCCAUGGCAUUCAUCAGCUGUUUCUCUGCAUUGCCAUCUUUUCUCUUGAACUUUUGGUCACUGGCAUCACGAUGAAGAAAAAACAACUUUUAUGAAUUAAAAAAUUAACUGACAACACUGGCCAUGUUGUGGUACCAACUGAAAUACAAGAGAGUCUUGUUUAAUGUUUGUUGCAUGUGUGUCUUGAAAGAAGGAUGGAUGCAUUUCUCUUUGCAUGCGAUUUUGUUGUAAAUUGGAACGCAACGUAAAUAUAUGGGGUGCUGUAUAUUUGCUUAUUUAGGAAAUGGAAUUGAUUGGAUGACUUUGGUGUA
Messenger RNA from Populus trichocarpa (black cottonwood), 1435 nucleotides. Its product is annotated as CASP-like protein 5A2. Gene Ontology annotation, cellular component: plasma membrane. The coding region runs from base 660 to 1199 and encodes 179 amino acids. The transcript has 3 exons. The record is from RefSeq and is a predicted model, not a curated record. NCBI's taxonomy places the organism in Eukaryota, Viridiplantae, Streptophyta, Magnoliopsida, Malpighiales, Salicaceae.